Molecule: messenger RNA, 2706 nt
Organism: Penicillium argentinense
Lineage: Eukaryota; Fungi; Ascomycota; Eurotiomycetes; Eurotiales; Aspergillaceae
Product: Rad4 family protein
Exons: 1
Coding region: 1-2706 (901 amino acids)
Biological process (GO): nucleotide-excision repair; mismatch repair
Cellular component (GO): nucleotide-excision repair factor 2 complex; cytoplasm; nucleus
Molecular function (GO): damaged DNA binding; single-stranded DNA binding
Source: RefSeq, a predicted model, not a curated record
AUGCCGCCUUUCCUCCCCCGCAAGCGCUCGCUCUCCGCGGACCCGCCCCCGGCCAAGCGCCAGGCCCAGCCCGAGAGCUCGGCGAGGCCUUUCGCCGUCGAUGAGUCCGACUCGGAUUCGGACUCUUCGCUGAGCGACGCUCCCGAUGACGAGGAUACACCGGCACCGCUUGCCGCAGAGUCGGAUGACGAUGACGAUGAGGAAGAUGACGAGGUCGACUGGGAAGACGCCAUCGACACUAAGACUAGCACGACGACUCCAACUCUCGCGGGGCCCGAGAUCCAGGACCUCGAAUUGACGCUCGACAAGAACGAGACCCACAUCACCGACCUGCUUGAUGGCAAGAAGGGUCCAUCGAAGAUUGAGCGCCAGAUUCGCAUCCAGUCACACUGCAUGCAUGUCCAAUGCCUGCUCUUCCACAACGCCAUUCGUAAUGCCUGGAUCAACGAUGCCAAAGUCCAUGAGAUAUUACGUCAUAAGCUACCGGAAGGGAUUCACAAGGAGGUCAAGAAAUGGCGAAUAGCGACGGGACUGGAGAUCCCCGAGCCCAAGCCAGAGCCUCCACACACAAAAAAGAAGAAAGGCAAGAAGGGCAAGAAGAAGGAAGACUGGGGCCCGGAAUCAGAGCGUCUGGAACCCGGGCAGCCCGAUAUGAGUCGCGGGGACCCCAUCCUUGUCCUGCUCAAGGUCUUGGUGGCCUAUUGGAAGAAGCAGUUUCGUAUUACGGCACCGGGUCUACGAAAGCAUGGAUAUCGCCCGGUUCCUUCUUUGGAAGCUAUCACUGCAGACUUCCGAAACGAGGAACACGAUCCACGGCGUCAUGGGGAACGAAUCGCCAACCUGGAAGAGUUCAGAUCCAUAGCCGAGAAGAUGCAGGGCUCCCGAGAUGUUGGUGCUCAGCUCUUCACGGCCUUGGUCAGGGCAUUGGGAAUCGAAGCUCGAUUGGUGGCUAAUCUCCAACCGCUGGGAUUUGGCUGGACCAAGGCGGAAGUCUACACGCCGCCAAAGACAGAGUCCGAUCCCACCAACCCGAAGCCUGAAAAUGAAAAUGAAAACGAGGUUGAACCGCAAAGUGGAGCGUCUGAGCCGGACUCAGACCUAGGAGAAUAUCAACCCAAGGCGAAAAAAGGUGGCGCCCAGUAUGACAAGGAUCUCUUAUUUCCGAUCUAUUGGACCGAAGUCGCUUCACCGGCCACCAACGAAAUCAUCUCCGUCGACCCUUUAGUGCUCUCGAAACCCCUCGCCCUUAGUGCGGAGCAGCAGGAGGCAUUCGAGCCACGCGGGGCCAAAGCGGAACGCGCCAAACAGGUGAUAUGCUACGUGAUUGCACACUCGGCCGACGGCACUGCGAAAGAUGUUACUACUCGGUACCUGCGACGGCGGACGUGGCCCGGAAAAACAAAGGGCCUCAGAAUGCCAGUACAAAAGGUUCCCAUACCAGGUCUCCGGGGCCAAUAUUUCGAAUACGAUUGGUUCCGUAACGUCAUGCGUGGGUAUGAAAGACGGCCAGAGAAACGAACCAAGGUCGAUGAAAUUGAGGAUGCAAAAGAUCUUCAGCGAAAGCAACCCGAGAAGAAGAAAAGUACACAAACGGGCGAUACCUUACAAAGCCUGCGCACAUCGACCGAGUUCGUACUGGAACGUUUUCUGCGUCGUGAAGAGGCUCUGAAGCCUGGCGCAGAGUCUGUUCGCACCUUCAUCGCCGGAAAAGGUGCCCGCGCGAAAGAAGAACCGGUGUUCAAGCGAGCAGAUGUGGUCAAAUGCAUGUCAGCAGAAAGUUGGCACAAAGAAGGGCGACAGAUUCGAGCUGGAGUAGUCCCAUUGAAAAAGGUGCCUAUUCGAGCGGUGACUCUGAUGCGCAAGCGCGAGGUAGAUGAAAUGCAACGUGAAACAGGCGAAAAACCGAUGCAGGGUCUCUACUCCCGAAGCCAGACGGAGUACAUCAUCCCACCGCCUAUUCAAGACGGCAAGAUUCCCAAGAACAAUUAUGGGAACAUUGAUUGUUUCGUGCCGAGCAUGGUGCCUCGCGGUGCUAGCCAUGUCCCCUAUCCUGGUACUGUCCGACUGUGCAAGAAGCUAGGAAUUGACUAUGCCGAAGCCGUCACCGGAUUCGAAUUUGGCUCCAAGAUGGCUGUCCCUGUCAUCCAGGGCGUUGUCGUGGCGGCUGAGAACGAGGAUCUGCUCAAAGAUGCCUGGCGAGUCGACGCGGCUGAGAAACGCAAGCGUGAGGAGCUCAAGGCUGAAAAGCGCAUUUUGCAGACUUGGCGCAAGUUCCUCUUCGGACUACGAAUCAACGAGCGCGUUCGCGAAGAGUACGGUGGUGGUGACCCCUUUGCAGACCGCGAAAAAGAAACGCACAACCCCUUUGCGGUCCGAAGGAAGAAAACCGGACAGCAAAGUGAGCCUACCGAGCAACCUGAGGUAAAUCAUUUCAGAGAAGCUUCCCACGAUCCUGUCGAUCACGGCGGUGGCUUCUUGUUACCCGGUGAAGGGGACGACGAUGGGGAUGGUGGCUUGAUUGUUGAGCAUGACCACGAAGAGCAAGAUAAUGGCCAAGACCCUAGUGCUGCGGAUGACACCCCAGGAGAAUUGUCACCGCCACUCUCCAUCCCAUCAGACUCGGAAGAUGACAGCAAAGAUGACUCCGAGCCUGACUAUGCCCCGCCGGCACGGGGUAGUACACGACGACGUCGACGCGGGGGCUGA